CUUCAGCUGAUACGACUGUGAAAAGAUGGGAUUUAUCAACUGGAAAACCAGAUACCACUUUUAAACAUCCAGAUUUCGUCAAGUGUAUUUCACUUUUUGGUCCAUAUGUUAUUACCGGCUCACGCGAUGAGAUAAUUAGAGUUUUUGAUAUUGGGAGUGAAAAAUUGAUAAAUGCAAUUGAGGGUCACUUUGAUGAAAUAGGAUGUAUGUGUAUUAAAGGAACCACUUUAUACACCGGAUCUUUAGAUUGUACAAUAAGAAAAUGGUCUCUUCAUGUUUUAACAAAAGAAGUUACUGGUAUAUUACUUACUGAAGAAGAAGAGAAAGAACUUGCAGAAUUAAUGGAAAGUGAUGAAUAA
Dentiscutata erythropus is the source of this 359-nucleotide messenger RNA. NCBI's taxonomy places the organism in Eukaryota, Fungi, Glomeromycota, Glomeromycetes, Diversisporales, Gigasporaceae. The record is from the annotation of a GenBank genome assembly.